AUGGAAGAAGGAAGGAUAUUCCAAUUUCUUGCUAGUCUCAAUGAGGAAUUGGAUAAAGUCCAGGGUAUUGGGAAGCACUCAUUAGGUGAGAUCUUUGCAAAAGUCAUGAGAGGAAACUCACAAAAAUGUGAUGAUGGGAAAGACAAAAUUGUUGGAGGGACAAGGUCUUUGGACCCUUGUGUUAUAAAAAUGGUUCUCCCUAACUGGUUAUUGUCUUGGAUUCUUUCAGAAGAGAGGAAACGCCGAGACCAAGAAUGUGGACAAAUGAAAUCUCUUGUACAAGAUCUUGAAAGAAAAGACCUAAGGAGGCUUAUUGAUAAAAUGCAGGUUCCGGUGGCUGCUGUUGUGAUCAUGGCAUGUAAUCGUGCUGAUUACCUGCAGAGGACUAUUACUUCUGUGUUGAGAUACCAAAGGCCCGUUUCUUCAAGAUUUCCUUUAUUUGUAUCUCAGGAUGGAUCAAAUCCAGAUGUUAAAAGCAAGGCUUUGAGCUAUGAUCAGUUAUCAUAUAUGCAGCACUUGGAUUUUGAACCAGUUCAAACUGAACGACCAGGAGAGUUAAUUGCUUACUACAAAAUUGCACGUCAUUACAAGUGGGCUUUAGAUCAACUGUUCUACAAGCAUAACUUCAGCCGAGUAAUCAUCCUUGAAGAUGACAUGGAUAUAGCACCUGAUUUCUUUGAUUAUUUUGAAGCUGCAGCGGCACUCCUUGACAAGGAUAAGUCUAUUAUGGCUGUUUCCUCGUGGAAUGACAAUGGACAAAAGCAGUUUGUACAUGAUCCAUAUGAGCUUUAUCGUUCAGACUUCUUUCCUGGAUUAGGAUGGAUGCUGGGCAGAUCUACUUAUGACAACAAAAGUCACAGACAUCUCUCCGUCCUUUUAGCUUCUUUAUUGUAUUCAACCUGGGGAGAAUAUCGCAUUGUCCUUAAUGGUUCUAGUUUGGGACAAUUUUUUAAGCAAUAUCUGGAGCCAAUCAAGCUGAAUGAUGUCAAGGUUGAUUGGAGAUCAAUUGAUUUGAGCUAUUUACUGGAGGAUAAAUAUUCUAUGCAUUUUGCCAACAUUGUUAAGAAAGCUACACCUGUCUAUGGAGCUGGCAUGGUUCUAAAGGCAUAUAAUAUUGAUGGUGAUGUGCGUAUCAAGUAUAAAGACCAGUCAGACUUUAAAAACCUUGCUCUCCAAUUUGGUAUAUUUCAUGAGUGGAAGGAUGGAAUACCCAGGACAGCCUAUAAAGGAGUAGUCGUUUUCAGACAUCAAACUUCACGACGUAUAUUCCUUGUUGGUCCAGAGUCGUUGAAGCUACUUCAGAUCGAAGAGUCUUAA
Messenger RNA from Sphenostylis stenocarpa, 1317 nucleotides. The record is from the annotation of a GenBank genome assembly. Lineage: Eukaryota; Viridiplantae; Streptophyta; Magnoliopsida; Fabales; Fabaceae.